CCCGUGACGCUGGAGCUACUUGUGUAAUUUCUGUGUUGUGAGUCUGACAUUCAGACGAGCGGUUACACUCCUCACGGCGGAGCAGCAGUUUCAUCCACGGGUCGCGACACCGCCAAACAGAGGGUUAGAAUGUGGUCGUCUGUCGUUGCGAAAAGACUGGUGACAGGGAUGUGCCAGGCAUCAUGGAGGCCAACAGUCACAGGGCUGGUAUCAUCUCGUGGUUACCGUGGAGAUUCGCCAGAAGACACCAGGGGCGACCUGAUUGAGAUCCCUUUGCCACCCUGGGAGGAGAAGCCGGACGAGCCCACCAACAUCAAGAGACGCCGACUGCUUUAUGAGAGUCGCAAGAGGGGCAUGUUGGAGAACUGCAUAUUGCUCAGCCUAUUUGCAAAGCGAUACCUGAACACGAUGAGUGAAAACCAGCUGCUGCAGUAUGACAGACUGAUAAAUGAACCAAGCAAUGACUGGGACAUCUACUACUGGGCAACAGAAGCUCAGCCCACCCCUGACGUCUACCAAGGAGAUGUCAUGGAUAUGCUGAAGGAGUUCACAAAGAACCGCAACCAAGAACAGAGGUUGGAUGCUCCCAGCUUGGAGUACCUGGAAAAGGAAAGUCAGUGAGGUCCAUGGCCCUGUGGACCUCCUCAGAGACUCAUUUAAGGAGGCAUACUGAGUAAAUAUCUGCGUCAUAUUGCUACAGCGAACUCCUCGGAGAGUCGGCUGUUUCUCUAGCUUCACAUGGCAAAAUGUACAAAAUGUUGUGUUAUAUUCUUUUUGUAGUGCUUCCCGCCUGUUUCUGCCUUAUCAGUUGGCGAUGACUGGGAGGAGAAGAUUCAAGGGAAGGUUGUGGAAUGGAACACACUGUUAGGAAUGUGUCAUGAAUAUUUUGCAUCAAUUGUAUGAUAGAUUUCUGUUUUAAGACUGUAAAUUAAAACUGCUAAAUAUGUCCGAUGCCUUUUGAGUAGGCCAGCAUUCAUUAAUGGAUAUAAACUGAUGUGUGCAAUGAUCUUACUGUGCCUGUUGCAGACAUCAUGGGUUAUUUAAUAAAUGUUGCUCCUCUACA
Messenger RNA from Scophthalmus maximus (turbot), 1063 nucleotides. It is a transcript of the gene sdhaf2, whose product is annotated as succinate dehydrogenase complex assembly factor 2. The transcript is spliced from 4 exons. Gene Ontology annotation, biological process: mitochondrial electron transport, succinate to ubiquinone; tricarboxylic acid cycle; mitochondrial respiratory chain complex II assembly. The record is from RefSeq and is a predicted model, not a curated record. Lineage: Eukaryota; Metazoa; Chordata; Actinopteri; Pleuronectiformes; Scophthalmidae. Bases 130 to 621 code for a protein of 163 amino acids. Gene Ontology annotation, cellular component: mitochondrion.